Molecule: messenger RNA, 728 nt
Organism: Haplochromis burtoni (Burton's mouthbrooder)
Lineage: Eukaryota; Metazoa; Chordata; Actinopteri; Cichliformes; Cichlidae
Gene: ppp1r14d
Product: protein phosphatase 1 regulatory inhibitor subunit 14D
Exons: 4
Coding region: 256-618 (120 amino acids)
Biological process (GO): regulation of phosphorylation
Cellular component (GO): cytoplasm
Molecular function (GO): protein serine/threonine phosphatase inhibitor activity
Source: RefSeq, a predicted model, not a curated record
AGAGAGAGAGAGAGAGAAGGGGGGUCGGGGGUGAGGACAAGCAGGGAGCCAGAGGCAGUGCUAAGGAGAAGGGAGAGCACGAGCACUCCACAAAGAUAACAGGAAACACAGGAGAUACGUGUGGGAGCAGCGUAUCACUAAAAGAAAAGCAGAGACAGAGCAGGGGAUUCAGAGCCUGCAAGUCCAGCGUGCCUGUAGGUCUGUCUGUGUUCCAGCUCGGUGCGUUUCCACGGAUCUCCUGAGGCCGUGGCAGCCAUGGCAUCAGACCCUAGCACCCAGUCCAGGGUGAUGUUCCAGGCAACAGACAAAGCAGAGGAGCCGGCGCACCGCAAACUUGGCAAGCUGACAGUCAAAUACAACCGCAAGGACCUGCAGAAGAGGCUGGAUAUCGAGGAGUGGAUCGACGGGCAGCUGCACCUGCUGUUUGACUGUGAGGAAGAAGAGAUCCCAGAGUUAGAAAUCGACAUAGACGAGCUCCUGGAGCUGUCGGAUGAGGGGCAAAGAACCCGGCUGGAGGAGUUGUUGCAAGAAUGCGGGAAGCCAAAAGAGGAUUUUAUCAACGGGCUGCUCUACAGGAUAAAGGGUCUACGUAAAAUGUCAGGUCCACUGAAGAAAUAAUUGUAGGUCAAAUUAAGAAUGGAGACAAUGUGGAGCCGCUCAUCUUCCCGUCCCCCCACGCAUUAACCAUUUGGAUGCCUGUAGGUGUGGAUCAGAGGGACUAUAUUCCU